GUCAACUGCAGGUAAAUUAACACCACCGUACUGUGCAAUGACAGUGGCAGUACUACCUAUAACGGCAAGGACAAGCAAAUAAUGGGUGACAGCAGGAGUAGUAAUGGUCUCCACCAGAAGGGGGCGCAGUCAGAUGUGCAGCUCUUUGACAGGUACUUCGAUGAGCUGGUGUCUGAGUUAACAGAGCGGGACUUCACCGACCCAGUCCUCAGUGAUGCCCUCAACAGACUCAGAGAGGUGCUACGCUACAAUGCUCUAGGUGGGAAGAGAAACCGUGGUCUUUCUGUGAUUGGCUCCUUGAGGGAGCUUGUCCCGCCUUCCAAGCUGUCAGGCGAUGAAGUAGAGCGCGCCCUGCUGGUUGGAUGGUGCAUUGAACUGCUUCAAGCAUUUUUCUUGGUUGCUGAUGAUAUUAUGGAUGCGUCGUUGACUCGUAGGGGACAACCUUGCUGGUACAAACGGGAGGGAAUAGGUCUGGAUGCCAUUAACGACGCUUUCCUUCUGGAGGGAGCGAUCUACCGUCUCCUGCGCAGACACUGCCGAGAGCAGACGUACUACGUUCAUCUACUGGAGCUCUUUACUGAGACAUCUUUCCAAACCGAACUGGGCCAGACCUUGGACCUGAUAACCGCCCCACCCCACAAAGUCGACCUCAAUCGUUUCACCAUGGAGAGGUAUAAGGCCAUCGUGAAAUACAAGACUGCCUUCUACUCAUUCUAUCUGCCUGUCGCUGCAGCCAUGUACAUGGCAGGAAUUGAGAAUGAAACAGAGCACAACAACGCUAAAACAAUCUUACUGGAGAUGGGAGAGUUUUUCCAAAUUCAGGACGAUUAUUUGGAUUGCUAUGGUGACCCCGCGGUCACAGGAAAGAUCGGCACUGAUAUUCAGGACAACAAAUGCAGCUGGUUGGUGGUGACGGCUCUCGGGGUUAUGACCCCUGAACAGAGGGCGGAGCUAGAGUCCUGUUAUGGGCGUAGCGACGCGGAGAGCGUGGAGCGGGUCAAGGCGCUGUACGACGCGCUGGACAUGCCCAUGCGUUACCACCAGCACGAGGAAGAGAGUUACGCGCGCCUGCAGAAGCUAAUCCAGCGCCACGCGCAAAACCUUCCCCACGCCGUUUUCCUCAACUUCGCCAAGAAGAUCUACAAGAGAAACAAGUGAGGGAGAGAAGUCAACCUCGCGGCACGCGGAGACCUCACACGUCACACAUGAGGCCCGAAAAUUUCAGUGAAGGACAGAUGCUAGUUUAAAAUAAUGGCAGCACACACACACACACACAAACAUAAAUAAAUAAAUAUAUAAGUAUGUAUGAUAUUGAUUAAAGAAAGCAAUGUACAUACUGUUAAAACAAUUUACCGCUGUAGAUAAAACAUAUCAAAAACUGUACAUUUUUGUAUGCCCUCAACACAGUAGAUCGAUGCAAAACGAAUGCAGAUGAGGAAUGAAUACUUGUGUGACACGCGUUUGAGCGUGCGUACACCCGGAACUGUCUGAGAGUUUCAGACGGAGUGUCAGUCAGAAAUGAAAAAUCACCGGAGAGAGAAAACAAGAGGGAAGAAUAAUAAUGUCUGUUGAUAUUUUUGUUAGCGUUACCCCUGCGAGCUCUUAAGUAGAGAUUUGUGAAUAUAUUUUUAAGUUUGAAAAAAAAAAAGAACUCAUUUCUUUUGCAAGAGGAUCCGUCAGUGUCGAAAUAUGUACCUUUAUCCUUCGGCGUCGACGAAACGGGCCAGAGUGCGCGACGCUAUGAUUCGACCGCUGACCGCGAAGAGCAGCUCGUGCUUCGUUACUCCACACACUGAGAAAACGCCAGAAAUACGAACUGUUGGGCGAAAACUCCACGUGAGAAUUAAAACAGUCCUUUAAAGGGCAGCCGACAGCUGGCCAUAAAAACAGACACAGUUAUGUGUGUGUGUUUUUUUUAAUGAUGUAAUUGCAGGCACAUAAUGGAUGGUACUGUGUAUGGAUGCAGGCAAACGCCUUAAUCAUGUCUGUGGAUUUGAUUGGUCAAUUUCGUCUAAGCAGCCUGUUUUCCUGCUCAUGUAUGGUUGUCUGUAAGUGCCUCAGUCUACGCUGCUGUAAAGUCCAACUACUGUUCCGCUGACUGGGAUACUGUGUUUCCAUUAAAGAAAUGGGAUGAAUGAAA
This is a messenger RNA of Chanos chanos (milkfish), 2140 nucleotides long. RefSeq names its product farnesyl diphosphate synthase (farnesyl pyrophosphate synthetase, dimethylallyltranstransferase, geranyltranstransferase) (gene fdps). The record is from RefSeq and is a predicted model, not a curated record. Gene Ontology annotation, molecular function: (2E,6E)-farnesyl diphosphate synthase activity; dimethylallyltranstransferase activity. Gene Ontology annotation, biological process: trans, trans-farnesyl diphosphate biosynthetic process. The transcript has 10 exons. Lineage: Eukaryota; Metazoa; Chordata; Actinopteri; Gonorynchiformes; Chanidae. Gene Ontology annotation, cellular component: cytoplasm. The coding region runs from base 82 to 1158 and encodes 358 amino acids.